Molecule: messenger RNA, 540 nt
Organism: Aspergillus thermomutatus
Lineage: Eukaryota; Fungi; Ascomycota; Eurotiomycetes; Eurotiales; Aspergillaceae
Exons: 2
Coding region: 1-540 (179 amino acids)
Source: RefSeq, a predicted model, not a curated record
AUGAAACGCCCACACGGUGGGUCGGAUGCUCCUCUGCCUGAAGCCAUCCCGGGACCUCUGGCACAUCCAGCUUGCCAGGACUGUGUAUAUGCAUCCAUCCUCACUGCCCCAUAUAUCCCCUCCCUUUCCACGACUUCAACGCCAGCCCAUCCCAUUCGCCACCAUGGCAGACACCACCCAGUCAACCGCCCUGCCCUCGCCAGCACCGUCCCCGAAACCACCAUCCCCUCCUGGCUCGCCGGCACCAGCGCCCGAGUCCCAAGCAGCGUCUACGGCUCCGCACACACGCACAGUAUCCUCAGCAUCACCCCCGCCGUAGCGGAGACCAUCGCCCUCCAUCUCGCGACGAUGCCCACCGACCCAGGCACGAUGCUAUCCGUGCAUCAGCUGCGGGGCCCGUCCGCCCAAGAGCAGGACCACACCAAUGUCUUCGAGGCACGGGAGCCGCACUACAUGCUGGAUAUUCUGGGGUAUGCGGUGGAGGAGACGCUCAGUGCAGAGGCGACGGAAUGGACUGUGCAGAUGACCGGGGGGGAUUGA